This is a messenger RNA of Xyrauchen texanus (razorback sucker), 1873 nucleotides long. RefSeq lists its product as uncharacterized. The record is from RefSeq and is a predicted model, not a curated record. NCBI's taxonomy places the organism in Eukaryota, Metazoa, Chordata, Actinopteri, Cypriniformes, Catostomidae. Bases 79 to 1257 code for a protein of 392 amino acids. The transcript has 9 exons.
UUGGUUUCUUCACUGCAUGUAGAUCAGCUUUCAUUCUCAACUUGACAUCUGAACACGACAGAUUACAAUAAAGGAAGGAUGUUUAAUCUUUUCUCUCGGAUCUUUCUGCUUGUGGUUCCCGGCAUUUGUGGCCAAAGUUGGAAUGUGAAGUACACAAAUAUUAAUCAAUGUGCUCUGAAGGGAUCUACAACUCUUCUAACAGGCAGUUAUACACACCCAAAUAGUCUCACUGUGACAAAGACAUUAUGGACCAUAAAUCUAGUUCAUGGCAAAGACAACACUGAUUUGAUUGAUGAUCCACAUUACAAUGGCAGGAUUGAGUACUUCCACAAUAAAGAAAUGUUCUCUCUCAAACUGAGUAACGUAACAGAUCAGGAUGAAAGUAUGUACUGCAUCAAAAUCAUAACAAAUGUGGAAAAGGAAAAAUGGCUGGGUUAUCCUGGUAUUGACCUCAAAGUGACCGAUCUCAGAGUGGAGAUUCCUCAAGAGGUCAUAGAGGGAAAUUCAACAGUUUUAGUUUGUAAAACCACCUGCAACCUCAGGAACGGUGUUAAAUAUACCUGGUACAAGAACAGCAAACCUUUCUCAGGAUCUCUCAGUACAAAUAAACUCUUGUUGAAGUCAGUCAGCAGUGAUGAUACAGGAAACUACAGCUGUGCAGUGACACAACCUGAACAUCUCCCAUCUCCUGCACUCACUCUCACUGUCAGAUAUCCUCCAAAGAAAGUCUCAGUGUCCAUGAGUGGAUCUGGUGAAAUAGUUUUGGGUGAUUCAGUGACUCUGACCUGCAGCAGUGAUUCAAACCCACCUGUUCUGAACUACACCUGGUUUAAGGUGAAUGAAAGUUCAUCUGUUGGAUCGGGACAGAGUUACAGUGCACGAGAGAGUGGAUUCUUCUACUGUGUGGCUCAGAAUCAAUAUGGAUCUCAGAGAUCAGCUGCUCUAUCAGUCUCUGUUGCAGAAGGAAAAAUCCCAGUUUUGAUAUUAGUCAUUUCAGCGGCGUUUCUUACUUCUGUGAUACUGAUGGUUGGCAUCGCGCUGCUUAUAAGGAGGAAAAGAGUUUCUCCAUCAGAAGAGCAAAACAACAGAGGAUUACAACACAAAACAAAGGUCGAGUCUCCUGAGGGAACCUACAUGACCCUUGACCCCAUGUCCAGAUGCUCAGAUUAUGACACACUGCAUAACGUGAAGAGAUCCUGCAAUAACACAGACGACACUGAAUCUAAGGAUCCGACAUAUUAUAACACAGAUGAUUAAAUAUGUUAUGUAGCACGGAUCUAUUAGGUCUUAAUAAAUCUAUAAAUUAGUUAUUACUCAACACAACAGAAAUGUAAUGACAUAAACUUUCCUCCAGAUGAUGUGUCAGGAUGUUGAGAAAUGAAUCCAGCAGAGGUGUGAAGUGAAGGCGCUGUCUGAGAUGCUGAAUACAAUCUUAAAUACAGUUGUUUAUUAAAACAUUUUUUACUUGUGAGACAAGCUCAUGCUGUAUACAAAAAAACGACUGCUUUAAUCUGUAUUUGAUGUAAUCUCUUUUUUUUUUCAACCCAAGGAAGCUAAACAUUACUUACACUUAAUUCAAUUCAAAUAUAAUUCCCCACAAACUCUAUUGCUAUUUGUUUUAUAUUCUGAAUUAGGACAUUUCUAAGAUUUUCUUAAUGAGGAAAUGUUGAUGACCGUUUACUUGCAUAAGACAAAUAGAAAAUGUGAUAGACAGAAGCCACAUUUCCGAAAUAUUGCUUGUUGCUCACAACUCUUACAACAUUGGUAUAAGCACUUUGUUAAAUUGGUAUAUAACAUUGGUAUAAGCACUUUGUUAAAUUGGUAUAUAACAUUGGUAUAAGCACUUUGUUAAAUUGGUAUACAACAUUGGUAU